AUGGCCCUGCCACCACACCAGACUGGAUCUGCUCAGAUGGGAUCCGCGGGAUCCGCCCCUGCUUUUGCUAUUCAAGUGCCUAUGCAUGAUCCUGCACUUCUUGGUGGUGGUUCUUCUAUUCCAAAUAUAGGAGGUCCAUCAGAUGAUGGAAACGAUGGCAGGACUGCAAAGCGCCUUGUAUUUGAUCCAGAUGAGGACGUGAGGCUAGUCAGUGCAUGGCUGAUCCACUCAAAUGACCCAAUCACUGGGAAUUGCAAGAAAAAUGAGAAGUAUUGGGGUGAUGUACAUGGACACUACAAUAAGACUACACCUACAAACCAAAAAAGAGAGGUGAAACAUCUCAAAGAUCGCUGGACAAAAAUUAAGAGAUGGGUGGCAUUUUUCUGUGGAAGUUGGAAGAAGGCUACCUCAAUUUAUCUUAGUGAAUAUUCAGAUGAGCAGCUAAAAGAUAUGGCUAAGCAGUUUUAUUUGGAUGACUAUAAGGAAGGACCAUUCACAGUUGAGCACUGCUGGAAGAUUCUUCGUGAUGAACCCAAGUGGCAUGCAGUUUUGGAAGAACUUGAAAACCCAAAUAAAAGGAGUUUGGAUGGUGAAGAUGAGGCAAUUGGCACCUCAAGGACACCAGAAGUUGUAGGAGAAUUGGAACGUCCUAUGGGGACACAACAAGCUAAGAAAAAACGCAAUGGUAAAGGUAGAGUCAGCGAUGAUGAUGGAACGUCCUAUGAUGAAGACUUGAAGAAAUUCAUUAACAUUCAAGCAGCAACAAAAAAACGACAGGAAAAUUUCGUAGAGGCACAAGAACGCAUUUCUGAAAAGAAGUUUCAGACAGCAAGGUUUAACAGGGAAGCCGCUUUACUGGAAUCGUAUCAAAAACUCUUGUGUAUGGACACUAGGGAGAUGACAGAGGAUAUUAGAGCUGAGCAUGUCCUUGCCCUGAAGAUGCUAAGGGAGAAAUUGGCCAGUAACAGUAACUAA
Molecule: messenger RNA, 975 nt
Organism: Setaria italica (foxtail millet)
Lineage: Eukaryota; Viridiplantae; Streptophyta; Magnoliopsida; Poales; Poaceae
Product: glutathione S-transferase T3-like
Exons: 3
Coding region: 1-975 (324 amino acids)
Source: RefSeq, a predicted model, not a curated record